Oikopleura dioica is the source of this 720-nucleotide messenger RNA. The record is from the annotation of a GenBank genome assembly. Lineage: Eukaryota; Metazoa; Chordata; Appendicularia; Copelata; Oikopleuridae.
AUGGACGCAGACGCAGGAGCCGAAUACUUGGCUUCCAUUUUCGGAACGGAAAAGGAUAAGGUCAACUGCUCCUUUUACUUCAAAAUCGGCGCCUGUCAUUACGGAGAUCGAUGCUCGCGUUUGCACAACAAACCAACCUUCUCGCAAACGAUGUUGUUGCAAAACUUGUACCGUUCGCCGAUCUUGGACGAUGACAGCGGCCAGCAGAUCACCGAAACCAUGCUUCAAAAGCAUUACGAUGAGUUCUACGAAGAGGUAUUCUUUGAGAUCGAAGACAAAUACGGCGAAAUCGAAGAGAUGAAUGUUUGUGAGAAUCUCGGUGAUCAUCUCGUUGGCAAUGUUUACAUCAAGUUCUACAGGGAGGAAGAUUGCGAAAAGGCAGCUGAAGGAGUGAAUGAUCGCUGGUUUGGAUGUCAGCCCAUUGUGGCCGAGCUCUCUCCCGUCACAAACUUUAGAGAGGCCUGCUGUAGAGACUACGAGAUGGGAGAGUGCACUCGUGGUGGCUUUUGCAACUUCAUGCACCUUAAACCGAUCUCGAAAGAUCUACGAAAGAAACUCUAUGCAAAGAAAGAUAGACACAGAGGAUACAACCCCGAUAGACGGCGAGGAGGUCGUUCCAGAUCUAGAUCUCCUGGUCGAAGACGAGAUCGCGACCGCGGUGGCCGAGGUGGCCGAGGAAGACGCCAUCAACCUGACUUGGAUUGGUCGCUCAACUACUAA